AUGAAACUCAGUGCCCUUCUUGGUCUGUUGACCUUUGCGGCGGCGGUCUCUGCUGAUAUAAAGGAUCAGCAAUCCCCUCUUUCUUCGCCUUCCAUCGCCAAUCUGAAGAGCAAGAUCAAGAAUGUUGUCAUCUUGGAAAUGGAAAACCGCUCUGUGGAUAACCUGCUCGGCGGGCAGACUAUCAAGGGACUGGAUAACCCUAUCAAUAACGGCCCUUUCUGCAACCCGUACAACUUGACCGAUCUUUCAGCUGGCACGGUGUGCAGUUCUGCCAAGGAUUUUGACUCUGUUCUAGAUGAUCCUGAUCACUCCGUGACUGGAAACAACAUCGAGUUCUAUGGCAGUUUCGUCCCAAACAAUGCCCACAUUGCCCAGGGCAAGCUCACUCCCACCCAGCAUGGCUUUGUGCAUGAGCAGCUGCGCAGCUAUGGCGACGAUGCCGACAAGGCUUAUCUGGCCAAGCAGGUUAUUAACUACUAUAUCGAGGACGAAGUGCCGGUAAUGACCACGCUGGUGCAGAACUACCUCACCUUCAACCACUGGCAUUCGGAUCACCCCGGUCCUACCAACCCCAACCGGGCCUUUGUACUCUCAGGCACAUCCGCUGGUCACGGAUACAACGAUGAGACCUUCAACCCAGAUGUCCACGGCCUCACUCACCGUUCCAUCUUCCAGCAGCUCUCGGAGACCAACCACACCUGGAAAAACUACUACACAAGUCCUAGUAUGGUUGACGCCUACUUCUUCGACUGGACUUUUACAAGUGGCAACUCCGAUAAAGCAGUCCCCCUGGAUAACUUCUACGCUGAUGCGGCAGCCGGCGCACUCCCGGAAUUCUCCUUCGUUGACCCGUCCUGCUGCGGCGUGGGUACGAACUCCAUGCACCCAACCGGCCUCGUCUCUGAAGGCGAAGCCCUCAUUAAGAACGUGUAUGACGCGGUCCGCUCCAGUCCACAGUGGGAAGAGACGCUCUUGAUCCUCACCUUCGAUGAGACAGGGGGUUUCCACGACCACGUCCCGCCUCCGCUUGCUACCCGCCCGGAUGACCUGACGUACACCGAGAUAGCGCCCAGUGGCGAGAAGUAUACGUUCUCCUUCGACCGUCUCGGUGGUCGCGUCCCGACUCUCUUGAUCUCGCCGUGGGUUGCAAAGGGUCAGGUCGAGCAGAAGGGCAUUAACUCGGAUGGCAAGGUCGUGUCCUACUCUGCUUCUUCAAUCUUGCGUACUCUCGGCUAUCUCUGGGAUUUUGAGCCUUUCACGCCUCGUGUUAAAUCUUCGCCUUCGUUUGAGCAUCUUAUUCAGAACACAGCGCGCACUGAUACCCCUGUCAAGUUGCCUGUGCCAAAGGCCUUUAGAAAGACGGAGAUUUAG
Messenger RNA from Penicillium mononematosum, 1371 nucleotides. RefSeq names its product phosphoesterase superfamily protein. Gene Ontology annotation, biological process: phospholipid catabolic process. The record is from RefSeq and is a predicted model, not a curated record. The transcript has 2 exons. NCBI's taxonomy places the organism in Eukaryota, Fungi, Ascomycota, Eurotiomycetes, Eurotiales, Aspergillaceae. The coding region runs from base 1 to 1371 and encodes 456 amino acids. Gene Ontology annotation, molecular function: hydrolase activity, acting on ester bonds.